AUGUCUAUUGACCAGGCGUCACCAUUGGUGCCGAUUAAGCCUCAGAUCGCAUUGCAAAACAGUGCGUUCAUAAAGAACAGUCAUAACCGAAGCAGUUUCUGCGGGGCGACACCAUCACCAACAAACGGCAAUAGAACAUUCAAAACUUUCUCUGUGAAUCGCAAGAGUUGGAGUGGAAACGUAACCCUUCCGCUUCAACAAUUUGCGCUAGAUGAGCCGACGCCACAGCUUGGGACAUUCCGCUCUGGCACUGGAACUUUCCCUAGAAACCGGGAACGGAACAAUAACAGUGCGUCCAACGGAAUAUUAACGCCUAACGGGAACUCAGUACAGACGCUCAAAGGAAAUGAAGUGAGGAGGAGCGGAUGCACUAACGGCCGUCGCUACGCUGAGAUCGGAAACUGGAGUAAAAGAACCCGUAAUCAUGGCGCCGCCGCGCCG
Molecule: messenger RNA, 441 nt
Organism: Brenthis ino (lesser marbled fritillary)
Lineage: Eukaryota; Metazoa; Arthropoda; Insecta; Lepidoptera; Nymphalidae
Source: the annotation of a GenBank genome assembly